UGUGUUUACAUCCUCAACUUUUUUUUGGCUUUUAAGCGUAUAUAAACCUGCAAUGGAUAGCAGCCAUUCCUGCAGAGUAUGUUCACACAACAACCAGUAAAACUGACUAAAGUCUGUGUUAUUGUAGGAAUGAGAAGAUGUCCCAAAGUCAAUAAAUGUAUUUAGUCAUUUUUAUAUGAGAUUCAUUUUUUCAAAUAUAAGAUGAAAACAUAAACAAAAAAACUGAUUCUUGAUUCUGAUUGUGAUCAAAUAUUUUUGUUUAAUGACUGCUAAACCAUAUAAUUGACCAGUUCCUACACAGCUGUGCAAAUUUCAUGUCUCUUGAAUCACUCAAAUCAAUAUUUUUUGUCCAGUUGUUUAUUUAUUUGGUAAGUAGCUGUGAAAUAAUCUGGAUAAAGUACUGCCAGACGGUCGUUAUCGUGAAAUCUCUUCAGGGUUAUAAAAGACCCAUCUGUGUUAUUUUCCGAUAAUGAUCGUCUGAGUGUACAUUAUCCCUUACUCAUUCUAGGCUUUUAAACUUUUAUACUCAAGGGAAUGUUAAGCUCUCUCCUUUCCACAGUCAUCAAGCUGUACAUCAAUCAUCUGUACUCUUUAUCUUCAUGUCUUGCUCCGGUUGUGUGUUCAUGUGUGUGGGGAUGGAUGUGGAGGAGACUGGAGCAGGUCACAUGGAGGCAGCAGAAGAGGCGCCGGCUCCCAAGCGCAGCAGAGGCAGACCUCGCAAACAACCACAGAAGUCUGAUGAAAUCCUCGCUCCCAGGAGGCCGAGAGGGAGACCAAGAGGCAGUAAAAAUAAAGACCAGAGGGUCACAACAAAAAUAGAGGCACCCAAAGAAAAGAAACCGCGAGGUAGACCAAGAAAAUGGCCUCAGAAAACCAUUAAUCAGGAAGAACAGCAGCCCUCUCAUCCCGAGGUGGAGGGGGCGGAGUCAACAGAGGACCUGCCCACUCAGACUCCGCCUUCUGAAUUACAUCAGCAGGACAGUGGCUAAAACUACGUCAUUGGUGACUUCGAUAUUACAUUGGAGGUGAUGCUUCCUCUCAGCUGCAACUCAAUGGUUAAAUAGUUUAAUAGUUUAAAAAGCAGCCAUAACAUUUGUUUUCAGGUUCGAAAAUGUUAAUGUUCAGACUUCUGAGAACUGAACUGCUAGCAUCGUUUUGUAAUCAAAGAUUAGACUCAAAUUGCAUCCAGGAACUGCAAAACAAUCCCAAUGAGGAAGGGGCCAUUUAUUUAACAUUGUAUGUCUCAGGAUUCUGGAGACAGAUGUUACCAAAGCUUGAAAUUGAUCAUUUUACAGUUGAAACACGGUGCAUUUUUAAAUGAUUUUUAAGUGUGUGAUAUCUUGUAUUGUUUUUAGUGUUUACAGACGACAAAAUGGAUUGAAAAAUGUCAUUGUGUUCUUGUGAAAAUACAAAUAAACUGGCUUAUUUUACAACAGUCAAGACUAGUAACGAGACAAAAAUGCCUUAAUUGAUUAACAAAUCAUUAGAAUUCAAAACAAGAAGUUGAAAUUGAGUACCUCAGCACCACAAACCUCAUUUAUACUCUAAUAUGUAGUGUUUUUUUAAUAUAUAUUUAAAUAUAUAUUUUAUAAUGGCCAGUCUCUGGAGUGUAACAGGAUUAUUUUUGGCACUGUAUUAUCUUUUCAAAAUAUAUAUAUUUUUAUAUAUCAGACAAAUGGCAGUUUUGGUACACAUUCUGUUAUUUCGCUGACAUGGUGGUGGUAUUUACAACAUUACUGAUGUUUGAAGCAUCUCUCAUUGAUUUUAGGACAUUGAAAUGACAAUACAAUUGAAAGAUUCUGGUUUCUUGAUAGCACACGAACAUGUUUGUUUAACUAGAGAAUCAAACGUUUUUUUGUGGGACUUAAACGUAUUUGUCUGUGAAUCUCUUCUUUUUCUUUUUUAACUGGAACCUUUAUUGGUAGAUUGCUACUAAAUAUUGCACAGAUACAUCAUGUGUGUAGAGCUAAUUUAGCCAUGGAAAACCUGGAAGUAUCAGGGAAUUUUACAAAUGUGUUUUCCAGGCCUGUAAAUUAAUACAAUCUCAAAAGUCAUGAAAAUUUCGAUAGUGAGUAUAUCUUUUUCUAGUUUUUCUCUGCUCUAAAAUAUUUCAGGAGCUAAAUACUGCUCGUGUUUAGAGUAGAGCAAUAGUGAAGAGUAUCUGAAUGGUCUUAAUCCAAAUGAUUGUGAAAAAUCUGUCUAAUUGUGGAAAUGACUUGGUCAUAAAGGGUGGGAAACUUGCUUUUAAUUAAUAGAAUUUAUUAUACUCUGUCUAAUAGAGUCUAAUAAAUGUUUUCUAUUCUUCAGCGGUCAGUAAUGCU
Messenger RNA from Xyrauchen texanus (razorback sucker), 2321 nucleotides. Its product is annotated as high mobility group protein HMGI-C-like. The record is from RefSeq and is a predicted model, not a curated record. The transcript has 5 exons. Bases 600 to 989 code for a protein of 129 amino acids. Gene Ontology annotation, cellular component: chromatin; nucleus. Gene Ontology annotation, biological process: regulation of DNA-templated transcription. NCBI's taxonomy places the organism in Eukaryota, Metazoa, Chordata, Actinopteri, Cypriniformes, Catostomidae. Gene Ontology annotation, molecular function: transcription coregulator activity; DNA binding.